UCUUCUGCAGACACGUAUUUAUUUAUGUUAGAUGUUUUUUAAAAUAAAAAUUAAAUUGUGAUUAAACCAGGUAGCGCAGGCCGUCAACAAGUAGUGCAGCAAGUGGGUCAUCAUGUUUGCCAAUCUGAAGAAUAAGCUAAUCGAAGAGGUGAAAGCGUCACCGUCCAAAUUCCAACAAUUCGCGACUGCUGCACAGGCGGCCGUGAGCUCAUCGACGCCGAACAGCUCCGACACCAACACCAGCAGCGGCAGCGGCACCAAUGAGAACUUUUUCAGCAUCACGGAGGAGGACACGCCUCAGAACUCGCCGUACCGCAUUCAGAAGCUGCCAACGACGAGCGCUUCCUCGCUGAGGGGACGCUCCUCCACACAAUCCUUGAAUGGACUGGGCGGCGGAGCCGUACCAAGGAGCCGUAAGCUGUCCAACUCAUCCAUGGCCAGCGAUGUGUCCUUCCGCCUGCCCUCCUACGAUGCUCCAGCCGUCUAUCACUUGCAAUCGGAUCUGGACGAGACGAGCAGCGAGUUUGAUGACUCUGCGUCGACGGCACGCCUGGAUGUGAUCACCAAGGACCAGCUGUACGAUGCGUACAAGAAGUCCCUCGAUCGCUACCACAAGUAUCGCUGCCGGUACACGGAUCUGGCCAAGAAGUACAAGGAACUGGAACGUGACAGCACCAAGGCAAGGUCGGUGCUGGUGGAGACACAGGACAAGGCACUGCGUAGGAUCAGUGAACUGCGCGAGCAAUGCACACUGGAACAGCAGGCAAAGGCGCAUUUGGAGGAGGCACUGCGCAUCGAAAUGGAUGACAUGAGCUGCAAGAUGCAGGCCUAUCAGACCAAGCUCAAGUUGCUCGGCGAGAAUCCGGAGAACAUUUCGGCUGCCCUGGAGCGGGUCAGUCAGGGACUGGACAGCGACAAGCUGAUCGAUCUGGAGGAAUCGGCUGGAGGCAGGUCCCCGCCCCCAGCCAAUGGGGACUUGACCCAUCUGCAACAGCGGCUCGAGGAGCGGCAAGCGCAGUUUGAGGAGAUGACGGGAAAAUACGAAGCUCUGCGGAAACAGGAGGAGGAGAAUGUCCUGCUCUUGGCACAGACCAAGCAAGCCAUUCACACGGAGCUGGAGCACAAGGACAUCGAGGUGCGGCAACUGCAAGAGAAGCUUAAGCAAUACGAAUCGCAGCGCGAGUCUCAGACCAGCGACGUCAAAGAUCAGCUGAAGAAGCUGCUGGAGGCAAGGCAGGAAGCCGAUGCCAAACUCAUUGCCACAGAGCAUAUUUUGUCCUCCCUCAGAGGCGAACAUGCUGCAAAGGAGCAACAGGUGGUGGCCCUCGAGAAGCAGCUGGCGGCGCUCAAAGCGGAAAGCGAAACGAAAUUGAACGAAUUGCGGCAGCAGAGCGAACAGCUUGGAUCUGAUCAACUUAAGAAGCUGCAGGUGGCCAAGGAAGCUGCGGAAUCUAAACUGUUGUCCACAGAGGAGCUACUGAAUGCCCUAAAGGUGCAACACUCGGCAAAGGAGGAACAGGUAGUCGCACUGGAGAAGCAAAUGGAAACAUUCAAAGCAGAAAGCGAAUCGCAAUUGAAUGAAUUGCGGCAGCAGAGCGAGGAGCGUGGCUCUGAGGCACUCAAGCAGCUACAGGUGGCCAAGGAAAAGGCAGAAGCUCAGCUUUUGUCCCAGGAGGAGCUAUUGAACUCCUUGAAGAUGCAACACACGGCAAAGGAGGAACAAGUGGAGACACUCGAACAGCAGCUGGCAGCUCUCAAAGCGGAAAGCGAAACCAAAUUGAAGGAAUUGCGGCAGCACAGUGAGGAGCGUGGCUCUGAGCAACUGCAGAAGCUACAGGUAGCCAAAGAGGAGGCAGAAGCUAAACUAUUAUCCACAGAGGAGCUGCUGAAAACUCUGAACUUGCAGCACACGGCGAAGGAGGAGCAGCUGGAAACUCUCAAAGCAGAAACCGAUCAGACUCUGCACCAGCUGCACGCCGAUCGUGAGUCUGAGAGCAAUGCUGCCAAGGCACAGCUACAGGAACUACAAUUGGCCAGAGAUGAGGCAGAGGCGAAGCUCCUGAGCACCGAACAGCUUUUGGUCUCCCUGAGAGGCGAGUUGGCAGCCAAAAACGAGCAGGCGGCGGCACUGGAGGAGGAAGUGAAUGCGCUCAAAACAGACAGUGAGCUGAGCUUGCAGGAUUUGCGCCAGCACAACGAUCAGUUGCUUGAGAUUGUUCAGCGCUCGCAGCAGAAUGACUUUGAGGGUCAACUGCAGCAGACGAAGGACAAUGUGGCUGCGCUUGAGGGGCAGCUGGUGGAGCGCGAGCGGCAAACCUUGGAGCUCGAAAAGAGCUUGGAGAUCGAGCGGGAGUCUGUGGCCGCGCUGAUCAGCGAGAAAACAUCCCUCGAAGAGCAGCACAAACUGCGAUUGGAGCAACUGCAGCGCGAAAUCCAAAUGCUUCAGGAUCAGCAUGCCAGCACAGAGAGUGAAACGAUUUCCGCACUGAAGGCGCAGCUGGAAACGCUCAACCAGGAGCUGGGCGGCAGUCGGGCGAGUCUCCUGGCCAAGGAGAAGGAACUGAAGGCCUCUGGCAAUAAGUUGAACAAGCUGAAGAAGCAGCACGAACAACAGCAGGCCAAGACAAGCGAACACACAGCACGCAUGGAGCAGCUGCAAAAAGAGAUGGCGGAGAGCCAAAGUGUCGCCAGGCACGUGGAGAACGAGAAGGAGGAGCUGCAGGCACGCGUUAGCUCCAUCCUGGAGGAAAUCACCAGCAUGCAGACGCACUUGCAGCAAGUGCAGGACUCGCAUGGCCAACUGGAGAGCGAGAACCGCGAGCUGGAGUCUCGCAUCGAGGCUAUGCAGCAGGAGCAGCAGGGAAACAACGCGCACGGCGAGCGCACCACUGCCAAGAUGGAGGAAAUUCAGAGUGAAAACUCCAAGCUAGCUGAGCGCAACUGUCUGCUGGAGGAGCAGACGAAUCACCUCGAAAAGCAGCUGCAGUUGGAGCAGGAAGAGCUGGCCAAGGUGCAGGCGAAGAUGCAGCAGGUGCUGGACGAACACUCCAAGCUGCAGAACGCCCAAGAGCUCAUGGAUCACGAUCAUCGCACGCUGCAGGACAAGUGCGAUGCCUACGAGAAGGAGACGCUGCUGAACAAGGAUGCCCUGGAGUGCCUGCAGUCGGCCAGCGAGGAGCUGCAGCAGGCCAAGGCCAAUCUGGAGCGAGAGCUGGCGGAGCAGCAGUCGCAGCUGUUGGAGCUGCGAGAGCGCCAACGCGAGCAAGAGCAGCAGGUGAAGGACCAGGCCGAACGCUGCUCUGAACUAGAGGCAAGCCAUCUGGAGAGCGACUCCCAGGCGCAGGCGACCAUCCAGAAUCUUCGCCAUCAGAUCGAUGCCUUCAGGGAGGCAGAGCAGGGCGUCCAGGAUAGGCUGCAGGCGGCUGGAGUGUCCCACGCCAGCCAAAUGGCCAUACUCGAGGCACGCUGGAGUGCAGCCAAUGCGGAUGUUGAGCGGCUGCACGAGGCGAAUGAUGCCCUGCAGCUGGCCAUGGAUCAACAGAGUCAGCGCAUGGAGGAGUUGCAGGAGAUACUCGCCCAGAGGGAUCGUCAACUGGAGCACUCGGAAGACUCCACCAAAAAGCUGGCCAAAUACGACGAGAUUCAAGUGGAAAACGAGUAUCUGCACACGCAUACGAAGCAGCUGGAGCAGGAGCUGGCCGACAAUGCGGAGCUCAAGGAGAAGCUAAAGUCUAUGCAGUGCGAGCUCUAUGUGCUCCAGGAGCAGGUCGAGCACCACGCCACUCAAGUGACCGAAAAGGAAGCACAAAGUGCGACGGCCAAGGCGGAGGCGGAACAGCUGAGAACGGCGCUGGAGGAACAGACACUCGAACUUACCCGCCAGCGGGAACACGCCAGUUUCGUGACGGAACAGAGUGAUGCUGUCCAGACAGAGCUGCUGCAGACGCAGCAGCAACUGCAGGAGCGGCAAAGCGAGUUGGCCAAGGCCCAGGAGGAACACAUCAGCCUGCAGGCGGCCAUUGCGCAACUUCACAAAGAGGUGGCCAGCCUCAAGGAGCAGCCUGCGGUUUCCGUUGCCACAGAUGCCGACAGUCUGCGCAGCCUCAACGAGCAGCUGCAGCGCGAGCUGGAGGGUCUGAAGCACAAGAGCAACGGUGCCGAGUCGAAUAUGCAGCAGGAAAUCGAGGAGCUGCAGGCGAACAACCAACAGAUGGCCGAGCGCAUCAACGAGCUGGAGGCCCUGAGGGCGGGCAUUCAGGCUCAGCAACUGCUGAACAGCAUGGCACCCAAGCACGUUCAGGAGGCGGCAGCCAGCAGCGAAAAGGCCGUGCUGGAGUCCAAAUUGAAGGAGAUCAUGAACGAGGUCCAGGAUGUGACGAAUCGAAACCUGUUCCUCGAGCAAAAGUGUGAAAACUUCCUGAUACUCGAACAGUCGAACGAGCGGCUGAAGCUGCAGAAUGCGAAACUCUCGCGUCAACUGGAUGAAACACUGGUAUCCAUGCAGCACAGCGACACUGUGCCGGUCAACACAGAGUUUGAGUAUCUGCGCAACAUCAUGUUCCAGUACUUAACCGGCACCACAAACAAUGAGACUUUGGUGAAGGUGAUAUCAGCGGUGCUGAAAUUCUCGCCACAGCAGUCGCAGGUGGCCCUGGAGAAGGAGCAUCAGCGUCGAUCGUUGCUAAAUAAACUGAUCUAGCAUGAACUAAUGGCUCUCCACGAUGGCGGCUGGUGGGAGCCAUGCCCAGCCACGCUGCUAGACUACAAGUUGAAUCGGAAUCAGAAUGGUUAGCCCAAGAUCACAAUAAGUACCUUAUACCUAAGCGGAAAACUGGGCAGAGCAAUGGAUUCAAGACUCCAAGCAUUUCCGCGCUACGCAUUAAACCUAACCCACAUAUAUCUACUUAUAUGCUAUUAUCAAUGUUAUUAUUGUACAGUCUCCUCUGUUGAUCUUGUCACACGCAUGCUAUGGCCACCCAUUGUACAUUUCUAUUUGGGUUGACAUUACCCGUUCGUCUCUCUCUCUGUCUGUUCUUUCUCGCUACACAUCCCAUCCCGCCAAAGUGCAAUCGUAUUUUGUGUAUUUUAGUUUAAGUUGAAAAUUGUAAGGCGACGAAGGAUUCAUUGCAGUUGCAGGUGCAGUUACAGCAUUUAGUUUAAUCCAAGAUCUAUACAUAAAAAUAUACACUAUAAUAAUGAUAUAAAUAAAUAGUUGCAAUUCAUAUAAAAGAA
This is a messenger RNA of Drosophila subobscura, 5232 nucleotides long. It is a transcript of the gene Golgin245, whose product is annotated as golgin subfamily A member 4. Gene Ontology annotation, cellular component: Golgi apparatus. Gene Ontology annotation, molecular function: small GTPase binding. Gene Ontology annotation, biological process: Golgi vesicle transport. The transcript has 8 exons. NCBI's taxonomy places the organism in Eukaryota, Metazoa, Arthropoda, Insecta, Diptera, Drosophilidae. The record is from RefSeq and is a predicted model, not a curated record. Bases 113 to 4699 code for a protein of 1528 amino acids.